Molecule: messenger RNA, 1251 nt
Organism: Raphanus sativus (radish)
Lineage: Eukaryota; Viridiplantae; Streptophyta; Magnoliopsida; Brassicales; Brassicaceae
Product: protein TILLER ANGLE CONTROL 1
Exons: 6
Coding region: 69-932 (287 amino acids)
Biological process (GO): morphogenesis of a branching structure
Source: RefSeq, a predicted model, not a curated record
CUCACACUAUUCUUUUGCUUAUUCUUUUGCUUCAGACCCUUCACUCUUUCAGGAAGAAAUAUAAUACUAUGCCGAUCUUUAACUGGGUGCAGAAGAAGCUGCACCAAAAUGUCAUCAGAGAUGGUAUGACGAAAAGCGAGAAAAAGAAGAGAGGUGAAGGAACAAGUGAGAUAGAGAAGAACACGAAAGCUAUAUUGGAUCAGGUUGGGUUAGUGGAUGCUCUUGAUAACUGGUUUGAUGGAGUUCUCACCAUCGGCACUUUCGGUUUUGACACUUUGAAAUUUCAAGAAGAAGCCGAAAUAGAUGAUGGUAAUGAAUGCGAGAGUGUGGGUAUCGACCAUGUUGUAGUCGAUGGUAGCAUCAUCAAGAACGUCAGCCAAGAGUCAGACCCUCUUAUCUCCAAUGAAAAUAAGGUUUAUGAUCAUCAUGAGGAUUUAGGGGUAUUGGACAUUGAUCACUCUGACUCAGUCAAAACGGUUGAAAACUCCGUGGUCGUGGCCGCGGUGGAGGCCGAGGUGGAUCCGGAGAAGAAGAGGACAACCCUAGCUGAACUCUUCAUGGAAGACCAAGACCAUGAUACAAAGCAUGACAAGGAGAAACAAAAGAACCCUAAUCUUAAUGUUGAUGGUCAGAAGGUUAAAUAUCAUAAACAAAACGGGUCAAAGCUGUGUAGUAAGUUCACGUUUGCUAAGAGGAUGGUCACUUCAAAGUCCAAAGAUAAAGAACAAGACUCGCGUCCAACCAAGAAAGUGCAUGACUCGCGUCCAAUCAAGAAAGUGCAUCAGAUAAUAAAGAGGAUGUUAAAGAAGAAGAUUCAUCCAGAUGUAGAUGCGACUAGGGCUUCUAAAAAGGACGGUCCAUACAAGCCAGCCCUGAAAUGUGAAGCUCUCGAGACACUUUAUCUUCUUAAUGUUCCAGAUUGCGUUGCUUAGAAGUCUGAGAAGAACGACAACACAGAGCAAUUACUGGACUUGUGCUUUUCAUAUUAUAUAUAUGUGGUUUCUAUUUUUCUUUUUGCAAACAUGUUUCUAUUUUUUUGUUAUUUGAGAAUGUGUUGUGGGUUAAGAAUGAUUGUAGAACGAGAAUGUGUUGUCACUGUUUGUUUAUGUCUUAUUCGUAUUUUAUUUUAUUACAAUGUGCUAUCACUUUUAAAUUUCGACGAGUUUAUGUACUUCGUGCCUCGUUCUACGAGUUUCUGUAUAAUCAUUCUGAGAUAUUAUUCCAUUAUGCUAAUAACUUAAUUAGUUUAUA